GCGGGCCCGGGGGCGGGGAGAGCGCGCGCCCCCAGCCCCCCUCCCCACCCCGGGAUGCCUGGCUGAGCCGGCCGGGCCGGGACAGGUGCGCGCACCGACCCCCCCACCCGCGCCCUCCCGCCCUCGCGCUCCCUCCCGCGCACUCGCGGCGGCCGCGGCUCCGAGGUGUCACCUCCCGUCGCCCUGACCUCGCCAUGCGGACCCCGCGAGCGCCCCCUCCCCGCCCGGCCCUACUGCUCCUGCUGCUGCUACUGGGAGGCGCCCGCGGCCUCUUCCCCGAGGAGCCGCCGCCGCUCAGCGUGGCCCCCAGGGACUACCUGAACCACUAUCCCGUAUUCGUGGGCCUCGGGCCGGGACGCCUGACCCCCUCAGAGGGCGCUGACGAUCUCAACAUCCAGCGGGUUCUGCGGGUCAACAGAACGCUGUUCAUCGGGGACAGGGACAACCUGUAUCGAGUGGAGCUGGAGCCCCCCACAUCCACGGAGCUGCGGUACCAGAGGAAACUGACCUGGCGCUCCAACCCCAGCGACAUCAACGUGUGUCGGAUGAAGGGUAAACAGGAGGGCGAGUGUCGAAAUUUUGUAAAGGUGCUUCUGCUUCGGGACGAAUCCACCCUCUUCGUGUGUGGUUCCAAUGCUUUCAACCCCGUGUGUGCCAACUACAGCAUGGACACACUACAGCCCAUUGGGGACAACAUCAGCGGCAUGGCCCGCUGCCCCUACGACCCCAAACACGCCAAUGUCGCCCUCUUCUCUGAAGGGAUGCUGUUUACAGCCACCGUUACCGACUUCCUGGCCAUCGAUGCAGUCAUCUACCGCAGCCUCGGGGACCGGCCCACUCUGCGCACCGUGAAACAUGACUCCAAGUGGUUCAAAGAGCCUUACUUCGUCCAUGCGGUGGAGUGGGGCAGCCACAUCUACUUCUUCUUCCGGGAGAUCGCGAUGGAGUUUAAUUACCUGGAGAAGGUGGUGGUGUCCCGCGUGGCCCGGGUGUGCAAGAACGAUGUGGGCGGCUCCCCUCGCGUGCUGGAGAAGCAGUGGACGUCCUUCCUGAAGGCGCGGCUCAACUGCUCUGUGCCGGGGGACUCCCACUUCUACUUCAACGUGCUGCGGGCCGUCACCGGCGUGGUCAGCCUCGGGGGCCGGCCCGUGGUCCUUGCCGUCUUCUCCACACCCAGCAACAGCAUCCCUGGCUCGGCAGUCUGUGCCUUUGACAUGACACAGGUGGCUGCCGUGUUUGAAGGCCGCUUCCGUGAGCAGAAGUCCCCUGAGUCCAUCUGGACACCCGUGCCGGAGGAUCAGGUGCCACGGCCCCGGCCCGGGUGCUGUGCGGCUCCUGGCAUGCAGUACAAUGCGUCCAGCGCUUUCCCUGACGAGAUCCUCAACUUUGUCAAGACGCACCCCCUGAUGGACGAGGCAGUGCCCUCGCUGGGCCAUGCUCCCUGGAUUGUUCGGACUCUGAUGCGGCACCAGCUGACGCGAGUGGCUGUGGACGUUGGCGCUGGCCCCUGGGGCAACCAGACUGUCGUCUUCCUGGGUUCCGAGGCGGGCACUGUCCUCAAGUUCCUUGUCUGGCCCAAUGCCAGCGCCUCGGGCACUGCCGGGCCCAGUGUCUUCCUGGAGGAGUUUGAGACCUACAGGCCGGACAGGUGUGGAUGGUCUGGCAGUGCUGAGACGGGGCAGCGGCUGCUGAGCCUGGAGCUGGAUUCAGCCUCGGGAGGCCUGCUGGCGGCCUUCCCCCGCUGUGUGGUCCGAGUGCCUGUGGCGCGCUGCCAGCAGUACUCAGGAUGCAUGAAGAACUGUAUUGGCAGUCAGGACCCCUACUGCGGGUGGACCCCCGAUGGUUCCUGCAUCUUCCUCAGCCCUGGCACCAGAGCCACCUUUGAGCAGGACGUGUCUGGGGCCAGCACCUCAGGCUUAGGGGACUGCACAGGACUCUUGCGGGCCAGCCUCUCGGAGGAGCGCGCCGGGCUGGUGUCAGUGAACCUGCUGGUGACGUCGUCGGUGGCGGCCUUCGUGGUGGGCGCCGUGGUGUCCGGCUUCAGCGUGGGCUGGUACGUGGGCCUCCGCGAGAGGCGCGAGCUGGCCCGCCGCAAGUACAAGGAGGCUUCUUAG
This is a messenger RNA of Vicugna pacos (alpaca), 2114 nucleotides long. RefSeq names its product semaphorin 6B (gene SEMA6B). Gene Ontology annotation, cellular component: plasma membrane. Gene Ontology annotation, molecular function: semaphorin receptor binding; chemorepellent activity. NCBI's taxonomy places the organism in Eukaryota, Metazoa, Chordata, Mammalia, Artiodactyla, Camelidae. The record is from RefSeq and is a predicted model, not a curated record. Gene Ontology annotation, biological process: positive regulation of cell migration; semaphorin-plexin signaling pathway; axon guidance.